Messenger RNA from Doryrhamphus excisus (bluestripe pipefish), 1731 nucleotides. RefSeq names its product prefoldin subunit 1 (gene pfdn1). NCBI's taxonomy places the organism in Eukaryota, Metazoa, Chordata, Actinopteri, Syngnathiformes, Syngnathidae. Gene Ontology annotation, cellular component: prefoldin complex; cytoplasm. Gene Ontology annotation, biological process: protein folding. The record is from RefSeq and is a predicted model, not a curated record. Gene Ontology annotation, molecular function: protein folding chaperone.
UCAGUGGGCGGUGUUCUGGUGAAGGAUGCCUUGGCCUGGUAGAGCAGUGUGCUGCUGGGGUUUUUUUCAGAAUCAGAAUCAGAAAUAGUUUUAUUGCCGGGUAUGAUCAUACACAUACUAGGAAUUUGUUGUGAAGUUGGCGCAGACACGUCUAUUAAAAAUGAAAAUAGAAAAUAUAGCAGCAUAAAUAUAGAGACACAAUCUGUUUUUUUGUUAGUUUUUUCCUGAAGCACAGUCUGAUUAUUUUUCUGAGAAAGUCCAAAGAGCGCUAAAGGAACGCAUGGAGUUGUGCGUCAAUGUGGCAGGAUGAGGCAGAGACGGAGUGUGAAUACGGGCCGUGGUAUCGGUCAUGUCGACAUUUCGGUAUCGUUUCCGCCCAUUGCUAGUGGCUGCGCAUGCGCUCAACAACAACAACGUUGGAGAAGAUGGCGGCGCCCGUCGAUCUGGAGCUGAAGAAGGUAAGCCCAGAAAGACAAGAUUCUAAAGAGAUGAAGAAAUACACCUGAUAGAAAAUACAGACCUAUAUCGUUUAGCUACCGCUCGCGUCCCACCUUUAGAAAGGUGAAACGUCGGCAGGGGUGCGCAUUAACCAGCCAGGCAGUGAUUCGUGGUUGGUUUUGUGCAAGCCGGACCAAGUAAAAAGCCGAAGACCUACCACCACCAUACGGAGUGAGUAGGGGGGGGCUUCUUUUUCGCAAUGUCAUUUUCGAAGUGCGUUUGCCUCAUCUGUCAGUCUACAAUUGCUUUACCGAAGAAGGGAAACGCGGAGCGCCAUUUUCCGACUGUUCCUAAAACUAUGACGCCGAGUUCCCUCCGAAAAGGUGCAGGAACUCAAAUCCCAGCAGUCAUUUUCACACAGCGAACAUCACGAUGCAUCCCAAAGAGAAAGAAGAAUUCCGUGUGGCUCUACGUUUCAGGUUUAGUGAUCAAUCGUGUACCGCUUUUAUUGUGAAGGCAGGAAGUGUGUUGUGUGUUGAGCGAGGACGCUUUAAUCGAAGAGCGGCCACUUGCUAGUAGGCUUUGUGUGGGUUUGGCCGCCAUGAUGGUGAGCAGAAACAUCUUAGCCACGCCAGACAGACGAGCUAGCGGCCCAAUAGUUGGAGGAAGUGACCAACAUGAAAAAUGUCUGCAGGCCUUCUCUGAGCUGCAGGUGAAGAUGAUCGACACGCAGCAGAAGGUCAAGCUGGCCGACCUUCAGAUUGAGCAGCUGACACGGGUUCAGAAACACGCCAACCUGACGCACACGGAGAUCAAGACGCUGCCCGACAACACGCCGCUGUACGAAGGUGUCGGACGCAUGUUCAUCCUGCAGUCCAAGGAGGACAUCGCUCGUCAGCUGAAGGACAAACAGAAAAGUGCCGAGGAGAAAAUCAAAGAGCUGGAGAAGAAGGUGUACCUUGAACGCAGCGUGAAGGAGGCAGAGGACAACAUUCGAGAGAUGUUGCUUUCCAGAAGAGCCCAGUGAUGGACGCUGAGUUCUAGUCCUGCUUGAUACCUUUCUAAUUAAAGCACCCACAAUCACAGGAAAGACUUUUAUUUUGAAAGAUGGAUGACAUCAUGUGUUGUUGGGCUUGUUGACAAAGUUGAUGGAGUAAGAGCCCGUGUUGACGUCCUGGUUCACCUGGAAGUUGUUGGUUGAAAGGCCAAAGGGUCUCAGGACUAAGUUCCCGAGGUCCUUUAAUUUAUCUGCAAAGGUCAGAGGUCAUCCAUUAAAAAACACUUUUCAUUGGA